Messenger RNA from Betta splendens (Siamese fighting fish), 1091 nucleotides. It is a transcript of the gene psmb8a, whose product is annotated as proteasome 20S subunit beta 8A. Lineage: Eukaryota; Metazoa; Chordata; Actinopteri; Anabantiformes; Osphronemidae. The transcript is spliced from 6 exons. Bases 188 to 1012 code for a protein of 274 amino acids. Gene Ontology annotation, molecular function: threonine-type endopeptidase activity. The record is from RefSeq and is a predicted model, not a curated record. Gene Ontology annotation, cellular component: proteasome core complex.
UUAAUUAAUCAUAUUUAAAGAUAAAUUUCUUAAACAGUGAGAGUUUAAGAUUUGUUUCACUUUCGAAUUCUUUGUCACGAACAAGGAAAUUAUCGUUGACGGUGUUGUCGGUCGGUUUCCUUGUUCUGGACAAUUUAACUCCGUAUAAAUUCUAUAGCCAGAUUGACUUGACCUCUUCUAAUACAUAAUGGCUCUGUUGGAUGUAAGUGGGUUUAAAUAUUAUUCUGAAAUCCGGGAGCAGAUUCUUCCACGCAGACGGACGCAGCUCGUCGACAGAACCAACCACUACAACUUCGGCACCAGAACUCAGGAGUUCGCGUUACCCGUCGGUGUGGACCCCUCCGGGUUCGUCCAGUCCUGCAGUGAUGGAGGAGUCCGCAUAGAGAUGAACCACGGCACCACCACGCUGGCCUUCAAGUUCAGACACGGAGUCAUCGUGGCCGUGGACUCCAGAGCUUCAGCUGGACGAUACCUGGCAUCAAACGACGUAAACAAGGUGAUAGAGAUCAACCCGUACCUUUUGGGCACCAUGUCAGGCAGCGCUGCAGACUGUCAGUACUGGGAGAGACUUCUGGCUAAAGAAUGCAGGCUGUACAGGCUGAGGAACAAUGAGAGGAUCUCUGUGGCCGCUGCCUCCAAGCUGCUGUGUAACAUGAUGCUGGGCUACAGAGGGAUGGGCCUGUCUGUGGGAAGCAUGAUCUGUGGAUGGGACAAGCAGGGUCCAGGUCUUUACUAUGUGGAUGACAAUGGCUCACGCAUGUCUGGCCGCAUGUUCUCCACCGGCUGUGGGAACAGCUACGCCUACGGUGUGAUUGACAGCGGCUACAGAGAAGACAUGACGGUGGAGGAGGCGUACGAGCUGGGGCGACGCGGCAUCGCCCACGCUACGCACAGAGACGCCUACUCUGGAGGGGUGGUCAACAUGUACCACAUGCAGGAGGACGGAUGGAUCAAGGUUUGUAAAGAAGACGUGUCCGAGUUGAUCCAUCGCUACAGGAAGGGGAUGUUCUGAGACGAGCCUUGAACAGAUCAGCCUCAACACUGUUAACAGUCAUCCAAUUAUGAGCAUUUUAAUAAAGAAUAACAAUUUC